UCAUGUUCACCUUGUAUUGCAGGCUAUUGAGCACACUUCAAAAAAGGUUCAUUAUGUAGUAAAGGUUGUUGAGGUAGAUUCUGCUGCACCUGAUGUGAAAACCAAGAUUCAGAUUCCAUCAAUAUCAGCCAUGAAUAAUUUCAAGUUUGAAGAAAAUGGUAUCAGAGUUUGGAAACAUUACAAAAUUGGACCAGGCAAAUUCAUUCCUUGUUGUACAGAAGAAACAGUUGUGCCACCCUCACUUGAAGUGUUGGAAAAAGCAAGAGAUACUGUAGACUUCCAUGUACUUGUCCAAUCAUCUGUGCAAUCCAUAAAUCAACAGACUGAUGGAAUAUUUACUUGUUCGAAUGAUGGCUGCAUGUCUUCCUUCAAUUCUCACCAAGAACUGCAUAAUCAUGCCAUUUUGGAUGAGUGCAAUGUGCAAUCAGAGAAGAUUAAGAAAUCAGUUGUUUUAAAAACACAGUAUAUCAAAAAAUUGUCUGAGACACAGGUUACAUCCAAAGAAGUUACAUUAUCUGGUAAUUGCUCGGAAAUAGAAAGUAGACAAACUCUCUCUCAAGGAUGGGGCAUUAAACUGGAAAGGAAAAACAGGAGAUUCACUGAAAACCAAAAGAGUUUUUUGAUUGAGAGGUUUAACAUUGGAGUAAAGAAGACCCUGAGAACGUGUCAUUGUUAA
This is a messenger RNA of Ostrea edulis (European flat oyster), 676 nucleotides long. RefSeq lists its product as uncharacterized. Bases 131 to 676 code for a protein of 181 amino acids. The transcript is spliced from 2 exons. The record is from RefSeq and is a predicted model, not a curated record. Lineage: Eukaryota; Metazoa; Mollusca; Bivalvia; Ostreida; Ostreidae.